Molecule: messenger RNA, 301 nt
Organism: Funneliformis caledonium
Lineage: Eukaryota; Fungi; Glomeromycota; Glomeromycetes; Glomerales; Glomeraceae
Source: the annotation of a GenBank genome assembly
AUGACUGCAGUUCUUAGAUCGAAGACAUACCUUGGUUAUAAGGUACCUGAAGAAAAUCAUACUCACAGUUACUUUAAGGUCGUAGAGGCUCAAUUUUGGCAAUUGAAACACUAUUUGGGAUUUCGUUUAAAUUCUGAUGAAUUAAUUAUACCAUGGUCUACUGUUUACGAUGAUUGGCAAAAAUCUUUGAAUCUUAUCGCAAAAAAUUGUAUUAAAAAGGCUCCCGGCUGCAUAACUGUGUUCUGCAAAGACCUCCUUGAAAUUUAUGAAACUUUCGAAGGCUCUAUUAUAAGGCAAAGUU